This is a messenger RNA of Actinia tenebrosa (Australian red waratah sea anemone), 7438 nucleotides long. RefSeq lists its product as uncharacterized. The record is from RefSeq and is a predicted model, not a curated record. Gene Ontology annotation, cellular component: plasma membrane. NCBI's taxonomy places the organism in Eukaryota, Metazoa, Cnidaria, Anthozoa, Actiniaria, Actiniidae. Gene Ontology annotation, molecular function: protein binding; G protein-coupled peptide receptor activity. Gene Ontology annotation, biological process: activation of adenylate cyclase activity; hormone-mediated signaling pathway; adenylate cyclase-activating G protein-coupled receptor signaling pathway.
AACUAGAAAGGAAGAAGAGAGAGAGAGAGAGGGAGAGGGGCGGAGAGAGAGAGAGAGCUAAAAUUAUGACACUUUUAAUGAGAAAAUAAGGAUCCCGUGCAACAGCAAAGUCAUACUUAAACUUAAAAUCAAGUUGUUUCUUCUCAGACAUAUUCAAACGGGUCACUAACUAAACAAGCUACGCUCAGCUCACACACACAAAAAAAGAGAAGACAUUCAUUUUGUAAAGGAAAUAAUCAGCAAAAAGAAAGAAAAUCGGCCUGGUUUCGUUUGGAAGGCCGCUCCUAAUCUCCAAAGGCUGACAAUGAGGGAACAAGAUAUUUUUGCUCUUCUCGUCACUGUUCUUUUGGUGGUUUCUUCAAGCAACUCAUUACAAAACAGUAUUCGUUUAAUCCAUGGUGUAACUCCCAACCAAGGCUUUAUAGAAAUUCAGCGAGGCAACCUCACCCUAACAGUAUGCAGUCAAGAGUGGAGCGAGAAAGAGUCAGCGGUCGCAUGCAGAAUGCUAGGCAUGCGCGGUGAGGCAUCACCGUGGUUCAACCUGAAAGCAUUCCACAGUCAAUACGCAACUGAAUUCUUUGGAAGAUGUCAUUGCAACGGUAGCGAAAAAUCAUUGCUUGAUUGUCAAUACGAUGUUGGGGGUAUCUGUUUUCGUCCAUUCAUGGAGAGAAGAGCCAUUUCUUGCGGAUAUCCUUCGGUUCGAGUGGACUAUUCCAAUGUUACCAAUCAAUCGAGUAUUGCCAAAGGAUCUUCACCGCUGCUGGCUCUUGAUGAUGACCCAAGCUCGUGUUUUCACUCAAACAUGGAAAGGAAUCCAUGGAUUGAGUUGAAAUUAAGAAAGAAAACCUACAUCCACACUUUGACAGUGUUUGUGGGGAAAGAAGAUAACACGACUCAAACGAAAUUCAAAACAAACGUCACGUUGUACGACGGGAACACAUGGGAAUCUAUUUAUUGUAACGUAAGCACGAGGAACUCUAGGCAACAAACGAUAAAGUGCGACUUGGAUUUUAAGACUGAUGCUGUUAGAGUUGGCUUGAUAGGAGAGAAUGUGUCGUUAUCAUUAUGCAGACUGGAUGUGUUCGCUUUUGAUUCCUGGAAAGAUGCGCACGGUGUUUUAAAUUAUCGAUGGAAUCAGUACAUCUCUCCUAACGAAAGUUCUAUUCUAAAAUUCAACUAUUUGUUGGACAAGACUCCUGACAUCUCAUCUCAGGGGUUGCCUACAUUUGAAUUCAAAUAUUUCCCUUAUACGUUACAUGGUGACACUAUUAAACAGACUGGCUUUUUAAUGGUUUCUGAUCAAGGACAGUACACUAUUGGCGUCAGUGAAUGCGCUGAAAACUGUGAAGUGUGGAUACGAAGAGUUGAGGAGCCAGGAAUGGAUGAGAGAGGGAGCGAUGACGACUUGAUAAUCAAAGUUGAAUCAACAACAUUUCAUGAUAACAUAAAAAUGAUGCCGAAGGAUAACAAGAAGGUUACGUUGAGCAAAUGUUUCCUGUACUACAUGGAAGUCUACAUGACAUCACCCUUUAAUGGUGGACUUGGCAUCGUGUACAGCACUCCUCAUGAUCACAACCCACAAACCAUCCCUUCAUCCAUUCUUUACUCGGUAAAGCCAGGUGUUAGAGACCUUCAGUUCGACGUGGAGAACUCGAGCACACGAGUAGGUCUUGGGUCAAACUUUACGAUCAAAGCUUCGUACAAGUUCUGCUGCAGAGGUCUCAUCUGUCCUUCCUGUCCAGUCGUUCUAAAGUUACUCGCGUUUGGUAAGACUGUGACAGUCAAUGAAAAAUUGGAAAUGAACUGUUCGGCAUACAACUGGACGUAUGACUUUGAGAUAGAUGUCCAGCCUGGGAAUUAUAGUGUAGAGAUAAUCUACUCACUUGAAGGCCACUUACUAGUUUCGCCUCGAAGAAGAACAGUGAUUGAAUCAGUAGAAGUCUCUGCUUCUGUUUCUUAUCGAUGUGGUUUUCAUAACGGCUUGUGUGAUGGCUGGCAAAUCUCUUCUGAAACAUCAAACUGGAGACCUGCUUCAAGCUUGAAUGUUUCUUGCCAACUCGAGAAACAAAUUCCUUUCAUGGCAGUUACGACACCUGGAGAAGCCGUUCUAUGGUCCCCACAGUUGCUGUGGAACCCUACUUACAAGAAAAUUAGUUUCUGUGUAGAGUUUUCCUAUCUUCUUCCUACGAACUCCACCUCUCGUCUUGAGGUUUACAGCCAUUCUAACAGAAUUUCAGAUGAUAAGGUACUGCGAKGGACGAUGUCAGGUUAUCACGGUAUAAGUUGGGGAAGAGCAAGGAUACCUGUGAGAUCAGAAGAACCCUUCAAGGUGUUAUUCAAAGGCAUCUCGGCUGCAAAUGAUACCAUUGCCCUUGCUGUGAAAAACUUCCAGUUUAAUGCUGAGGAUUGCGAAUUGCUGCCUGUCUUCGCUAAACCAGGAUUUCGCUGCAAAACCAACCAAUUCAAGUGUGACAACGGCCAGUGUGUCGAUAAAACAUACAGGUGUAAUGGAAUCCUUGAUGGCUGUCUGGAUGGAUCAGACGAAACAGGAUGCAUUUGUCGUUCUAGUUACUUCAGGUGUUCAGAUGGAACAUGCAUUAAGUACACUAAACUCUGCAAUGGAAUCGAAGACUGUCGAAAUGGAGAAGACGAGAUUCACCGUGAAAUCAAAUGCCCUGGUUUUGAAUGUUUUGACGGGACCUGUGGUCCUGAACCUUGCGCCUUCAACAAAACAUGUGAAGAUGGUUUGUCUCUGUACAGAAAGAAUGUGAUUGAUUCUAAUAGUUGCGUGGAUUCGCAAAGUGGACGCAGUGAUUCCUCACACUGUAAAUCUAAAGGACUAUGUGGUUUUGAGAGCGGUCCCUGUGGUUUUGAACAAAACCGCAGCAGCACGUUACAGUGGAUUUUUUUCACUCCAGCUGAGUUGCUAAAUAAAAAAGCAAAUCUUCCAAGCCAUGAUCACACCACGAUGACCAGAAACGGAACCUACUUUCUUUUAAAGUCACAGCAUGUGACGAGUGUGGUUAGGUCUUCAAGCCUUCACAGGGACUGGAUCAACACUGGGCCAGGCUGUAUGCAGUUUUGGUACUUUAUUCCUAAUGAAUUAUAUUCCCUCCUUGAGAUCGCUAUUGAGACUCCGACCAGCUCACAGCUUCUCUGGAAGACUUCAAACUCUACUUCUGAAGUCUGGGCAUUUGGACAAGUACAAAUACCUGGAAUCUCACAAGGAAAGAUUAUUAUUCUAGGACAUGUCAAAGAGGGAUUUGUGGCUCUGGAUGACUUGGGGUUUGAAGACGGCCAGUGUUCGACUAUAUAUACUCAAGAAAACCCAUCGUGUUAUUUUGGUAUCGGAGAGAAAUGUAAAUGGAACAUUGAAGACGGAUGGACACUAACAUCAACAAGAUUACCAAGCAUGUCAAAACUGUACGAUAUACAAGACCCAGGAGAUUCCUUUCUUCUUCUGUCCUCGCCAUUGUAUAGAACAGCUAGCGUGUCGAGUCCACUUCUCUAUCCAAAAGCUGAAGGAUGGGGAUGCUUUCGAUUUUGGUUUUACAGCGGUAAUAAAUAUUUUAGAAGAAAAUUGGCCUUAGAAUUCAAAACAGAAAAUAGAACUACAGAGGUAUGGAGCUACAGAAGCGCGACUGACAAAUGGACAUUUGUUCAACUGCCAAUGCCAUGGGAAGUGCAGCGCUUACAGAUCGUAAUAAAAGGAUUCAUUCAAGAUAAAGGGGCCUUUCUCGCUAUAGAUGAUGUAGCGUUCUUGAAAGAACAGUGUCGCAAGAUACCAGUUUUAGGCAAUGAAUGUCAAGAGCACAAUAUCCUGGAUGGUUCUGAUCGGCGCUCUGACAUGACUAUCGCACGCCUAAGAAGUGACCCACCCUUAUGUGAUAAGCUAAACGAGCAGAAAUGGUACAGAUUUGCUGGAGCUGCCGGCGAUCAAAUGGAAGAAUUUUGUUACAAACGCGAAGGUGUACCUCUGACACAUCUAAUAAAGUCCUGCGCGUAUGAUGACUACAGGGGUUGGGUCAACGGAUCGCUUCCUUCGGUUGAGGAGGGUAUUGUGGAAAGACAAUUAUGUUUCGUAUACAGAGGUCCUUCGUGCUGUGAAAAACAAACUGUGGUCCGAGUACGUAAUUGUGGCGGUUUUUAUGUUUAUCAAUUCCCAAAGAAGUUGUCUAGUUGUUCAAGAUACUGCACCAAAUACAAACAAGAAAUUCUAAACUUCAACGAGAACUCGGAAUGGAAAGAUUGGAUACAUCGUUCUAAUCAAACAAGAUGGACUCUUAAUAAUGACGAAUGGAUUGAUGAUGUAGAACAAUCGAUAGAAAAGAAGAGUGGUUGCUCAGUCAGUAGAUUCCAAGGGCAUGAAUUCGACCUUGGGAUUUUCUUUUUGGGUUUCACCCCUUUCCCGCCGUUAAAGUUUAAAGGACCAUUAACAGAGAUGACGCUGUGUCUUUGGACGAGUGUUAAUUCUUCUGUCCCAAUAUACUUGAAGAUGGUCUAUAUUACCGAUAGAUUAGUACCUAUGGCACCUGAUAUCGACAUUUCAAGUUACAGACAGGUUAAAUGGAAACAUAUAUGCGUGACGUGGAAAUCCGAUUUUGGGGUGUGGCAGAUGUACAUUAAUGGCAUCCUGAAGGAUCAUGGGAAAGGCAUCUUGGACAAAAAGAUGAUGCAAGACGCGUUAUUCAUCAAAUUUGAAUCAAGGUCAAGGGUCGACACUAAAAUCAAGUUGAGCCGCCUGAAUGUCUGGAGUCACGUGAUGUCUGCUCAUCAGAUUCGUUACAUGUCGUACCGAUGUGGACAGGAAGAAGGGGACACUUUACGAUGGAGCAAUUUUAUGCAAAGUAUAUCGAUGUCUUGGGUUUUUACUCAGCAUAACUCAACAUGCAGAAGAAGCCAAGAGAAUGUCUUGAGUUUGAUCACCAAUUCCAGGCAAAAUCCACACAGCGUUGCAACGAUAGAGAGCCCGCGAUACGAGAGGUCAUCGGAUUCUCCAGCGAGAUGUUUAAAGUUUAGGUACAAAAUCUGGGCACCUGGGGCGAGGUCGUUAAAAAUAUAUCAAGAACUGGAUGACAAAAAAUACACCAAGAGACCGAUAUGGAUGGUUAAGGACAGUGUGGACAGUAGAUGGAGGGAUGGACAAGUAACACUAGUAGCUGUAACGGCUUACAAAGUUAUUAUUGAGGGCGUAACGUCAAACGCACCAGGGAUAAUGUCAAUAGAGGGUCUGUACACUACUGACGGGUACUGCGUUGUCAUGCCAACCACCGCGAGGAAAGCUUGCAACGAGAUUCUGAACAACGAGACAGGUUACAUUACGUCACCAUACUAUCCUGGUUUCUAUGACAACAAUGCUAACUGUACCUGGACAAUCAAGGCCAGCAAGGGUCACGUGAUUCGUCUUGAAAUCCAAUCAUUUGAACUGGAGUUGAGCCCGCAGUGUUUAGCUGACUACGUAGAGGUGUAUGACGGGGAGGUACCUCUACCCACUACUCGUUUUGGUCGGUACUGUGGAGUCAGAUAUCCUUCGUCAGUUCAAUCAACGUCUAACACGUUGUUAGUUACCUUCAUGUCGAACGAGAAAACCAUACGAACAGGGUUUAAACUUUUCUACAAGACAAUUAAAGUUUUGCGACUCAACGCAAAUUUCCUCAAGGAAUUAGACGGAACAAUGUUCAAUAAACUAACAAGUCUAGAGGCCUUAGAUCUUAGUGAAAACUUGAUUAUAGCAAUUGAAAACAGCACCUUUUUAAGUCUCUUCAAUCUACAAUUCCUUGGUCUCCAUAGCAACCGACUGACGGAUCUUAAGAGCGAGACCUUCGCAAAUAACACAAAAUUAUUGCAUCUGUAUCUUCACAAUAACGCAUUGGAAAGGAUUCCAACUGGGCUGUUUCGUCAGCAGAAAAAUCUUAAAACCCUGAAACUUCAUUCAAACAAAAUCAGGUCACUGGACAAAUCUUCUUUUACAGGGCUCGCCGAGCUACAGAAACUAACACUGCACGACAACCCACUCAAGGAGCAGAAUGUUCAAAAAGAUGCAUUCGCACAGCUCGUUAACUUACGAAAUUUAACAUUAGACAGCUUCAUCCUAUGUUGCUAUGCAACCAAGAAUAACCCCAACCUUAAUUGCGAAUCGCCUAGCAACCAGUUGUCAAGCUGUGAUGACAUGCUUAAAACCUCUGCCUUACGUUUUGGUAUUUGGAUCCAGGGAAUCAUAGCAUCUUUUGGCAACGUGGCUGUUAUCAUCUGGUGGUCCAAGUGUUCCAAGCCAACCAAGAAUAAAUCAAAGUCAGAGAUACAAGACGUGCAGUCGUUGUUAUUUUCUAAUCUGGCGUGUGCUGAUUUCCUAAUGGGAGUAUAUUUACUAUUUAUUGCGGUGCACGAUGCGCUAUGGAUGGGAGAAUACUUCCAACAUGAUGUCGACUGGAGAUCAGGCUUCGGGUGUAAGAUAGCAGGGGUAAUAUCAACACUCUCAAGUGAGGUAUCUGUGAUGAUCCUGGUGGUCGUUACCGCAGACAGAAUCAAAUCCAUUCUUUUUUAUUUCUCUUCCGCACGUCUCACGAUUAGAUUGACUCGUAUCAUUUGUUCAUUUAUAUGGAUUACGUCCUCCAUAUUGUCAGUCGCUCCUCUUCUCAUUCCAAGCUACUUCAACGACAAGGAAUCGGGGUUCAGUUUUUAUGGCCGUUCAACUGUCUGUCUUCCACUGCAGUUAUCCACCGAUCGCCCUGACGGCUGGGAGUACUCGGUGGGCGUCUUCGUUAUCUUCAAUGGAGCAGCAUUUCUGUUCAUUGCGCUUGGUUAUCUCGCGAUAUUCAUUAAAGUUCGCCAAUCAGCACGCAGGGUGGGUUCAGCUCGAAGCUCUAAACGUCCAAUGGGGAAAAGAAUGUUUUUGAUAGUUUUGACAGACUUCUGCACUUGGAUUCCAGUAGUUGCACUGAGUGUACUAUCGCUAACUGGUCAUUUCAACGAUUCGUCUGGGAAAGUGUAUGCAGUGAUUGCGGUUUAUGUGAUUCCCUUUAAUUCAUCUUUAAAUCCAGUUUUGUAUACGUUUUCUACGGUCGAAGCAAGGAAGAAGCUCAAGAAGGGAUUUUACAAGUGGCUUUCGAAGUUUUCGAAAUCAGAAUCAAUAAGUGUCAACAAUUCCAGUCUUAGAACAAGAGAGUCUUAUUUGGGGCUCAGUUUCCAUCGUUUGUUCAACCGUUCACGUUCAUCAUCUUCAUCAGUUCCAACAAACACUUUCGGCGGAGUAAGUAAAAAACACGAUCAAAAUGAACCAAACUUUAUUGUAUUUUUCAGUCGUUCACAGAAAUUUUUUCUGUGCCUUUGAUUUGGAAUCGAGGGCGCUUUCCAAGGCCUCCUCGGGUUCAAUUACUUGGACUUUUCCGUAUGCUUGUUAGACUCACAGUUUAUUGGGCUACUUCCUUAGUGGAGUGGA